UAGCCGCACGAGACAAGAGGACAUGUGGUACCUGUACCUCCUCUCCAUGUCCAAUGAGGAGUGACGUCAUGGAUCAUGGUUAUAUGCACCACCCGAUGACCUCAUCCGUGCAUGUAUACAUGUCGAUCCAUGGUUCUGCCCGUCCACCGCUGCAACCCACCCCAUUCGACACCGCGUCGGCCCCACCACACCCCGUCAACUAACCCAGGAUUAGUGACAUAGCAACCCACACCGUUUUGUCCGCCUUAUAUACCAGUCUUCUUUUAUCUACAUUGGCUUCUUCCUCACGCCCUCACUUUCUUACAUGUGAACAACAUGGCCUUUUCGCGGAAGAAGCUUUCCGUGAGUCGUCGGCCCUCUUCCUCUGCAUCCCAGUAGCCACACCCGUGUACAUGGAUCCCUCGGAGCCCCGGCCGUCGCCGCGACGGGAGCUGCAAGGCCCCAGGCCCACGCCACUCAAGGUCUCCAAGGAAUCCUACAAGAUCAAGAAGCCUCCGGCGCCCUCCCACCCGGUGGCGCCACCACCCCAGCCGCCGCAGCCGACGCAAGCCCUCCGCCCCCCGGUCGUCAUCUACGCGAUCUCUCCCAAGAUCAUCCACGUGGAGCCCGGCGAGUUCAUGACUCUCGUCCAGCGGCUCACGGGCCCGGAUUCCUCCGCCGCCGACUUGUCCCUCCCUUCGCCCACCGGCGCACUCUCGCCCGCCGCCCGCAUCGCCACGUUCGAGAGUUCCGCGCCGCCGCGUGCGGGCGACCGAGCGCGAGGGUACGACACGGAUCCGGCGGAGAUGGAGGGAUGGCCGACGGUGGACCGGACCGCUUCGUUCCCGGGGAUCUUGUCGCCCGUGCCGUGGGCGCUGCCCCCCAUAUCGCCGAAGCUCUUCGCGCCGUCGUUCGACCCAAGCGUGUUCAGCAUCCUGCAGGAACUGAGCCCAGUUUUCGGCGGCCGAGGGGGCACCUUCUUAGGAAGUCCCAGUAACAGUUUCCUGUCGACUCCGCUUGUUCCUUCCCCGGGAGCUUGCUGGGAUCUCCUAAGCCAACUCCCAGAUUUCUAGAUCAGGGAGGAGAGAAGAAGAGAGAGAGCAAAAGAGAGAGGUCUCUUUUCCCCUUAACUUGUGUGCCUGUAACAUCAAAGAUGAAGCAAUGGGGGUCAUCAAUGGCGAAAGGCGCAAGACACAAGAGGGUUUCUAUUGUGGUGGGCCAUAAAACAACUACUCCUUCUACCACUAUAACCCCAGCUUUUGUUUCGCUCCUACUAGUGAAGCACAGUAUCAACUUCUGACAUAGUUGGAUUUCCUGCCCCAAUUUGAAGAGAUUUAGAUGGGUGGUGAUCGCUGCAAGCACCGUGAUGACAACUAGCAUCCGCUUCUGAGUUCUUUUCUUUUGGUGCCGGUCAUUCCGUCAAACACCAUGAUCUGCCACUCUCCGCCGAAAUGCACCUGCAAGUUCACACACAUUUGCGGCUCAAGAAUUGUGAGCACUCAGAAGCUUAUGAAGAUUGCAGAUGUGACCCGCAAACGAGUCCUCACCAUUUGAGUUGGCUAAAUGAAUCUUCUUCUUUUA
Molecule: messenger RNA, 1560 nt
Organism: Musa acuminata AAA Group (dessert banana)
Lineage: Eukaryota; Viridiplantae; Streptophyta; Magnoliopsida; Zingiberales; Musaceae
Product: protein MKS1-like
Exons: 1
Coding region: 393-1052 (219 amino acids)
Cellular component (GO): nucleus
Source: RefSeq, a predicted model, not a curated record